Paramuricea clavata is the source of this 2133-nucleotide messenger RNA. The record is from the annotation of a GenBank genome assembly. Lineage: Eukaryota; Metazoa; Cnidaria; Anthozoa; Malacalcyonacea; Plexauridae.
UUAGCUCGACAAUAUGGUGACCAGUUUAUAAAUGCGACAUCUGCCAGUGAUACAUCCAAACUUUUGGUGAUUACAUUGAACGCCAACUCCGAAGAAUUUCUCAUGAAGUCUGUUAAAGAAGCUGCACGAAAAUUACGAUUGCCAGUAUGCAUGGAGCUAACAAACAAAAAUCUUGAAGAACUGAUGAAAAACCUGAGAGAUUAUUUCCGUGGCUACAGUGGUGCUUGGCUUCUUAUCAUUGAUGAUAUGUUUGAAAAGAAUGCUUUCAAUAAGUUAUUUCCACGCCCUGGUGUCAAGGAAUGGGGUGGUGGUCAGGUCCUUGUCACAACACAAGAUAAUAAUCUUGUACCAGCUGGUCAUUUGUUUGCAAAGCCAAUGCCCUUGAACGAAGGUAUGACUAAAGAAGAUGCCCUUGCAUUGCUUAAAGAGAUCAGUGAUGUUGAUGUUGAUGAUUUUGCUGAAGAAAUCAUUGAAGAGUUGCGGCGUCUUCCUCUUGCUUUGGCGUGUUGUGCAACAUAUGUUCGUGAAACAAGACAAGAUCGUGCUUCAACACAGUUUGGAUGGAAAGAAUAUCUAAACCUGUAUCGUGAAAAUGCCAAACUUGAAUCCCGAUCGUUUUCCAAUCACAACGUUUAUCCUUUUUCCAUGACGGCUGCUACUGCGAUGGCUGUGAAGCGAAUGGCAGAAACAAGUGAUGUUCUACGAUUGACAUUUUCGUUUCUUUCAUAUUGUGUAUUGCUUCCAGUUCCUUUGAAUGUACUAGCACACCACGUCAAGGAAAAUCUUCCAGACCAGAAUGAUAAACAGCCAACAACAAAGGAAGAAAUUGAAAACGAGAUUUCAAGGUGUACACUGCUCGUUCACGGACAGUCACAGAACGUUGAAACAAUAAAAUGUCAUCAGGUCAUUCGCAGUGCUUUUCAAAGUGCAGAAAACACAAAACCUGCUAAACAGCGGGAAAUUGAAUUUGUUAAAAUGAUUAAAUCUCAGAAUGAGACACUAGAUUUCAUGGACAAUACGUGUAAAGAAGACGUGCUUCGUAAAGUCCUUGUGAGACCACACCUGAAAUCAUUUGUUGGUUAUGCCAAUGGUAAGUCCUGGAAUAAUACGGCCGAAUUUGUUCUGAUUUCCAAGAAAAAAGAUCAGUUUCUUUAUUCAACAUUGGACAUGCCUAUUGAAGAAGCAGUCAAGAGUCUGGAAUUGCUCUGUAACAUUUCUUUAGAACUUGACUUAUCUGACGAGAGACGUUGUGAUAUAUUAGCCAACCUUGGCUUCUAUUAUCUAGAACUAGAACGUGAUCAAGAUGCUUCUGAUGUUUUACGUAAAGCUUAUUCCAUGACCGAAGAUAAAAGUGAGGAAGAAUGGUUGUUGUUAAGAUGUCGUAUCUCAUUCUACUUGGCCCAGACGUAUUGCAGUUUGGACAGUGUUGACCUUGGCAUAGAAAUGAUGAAGACGUCGAUUGACUUGGCGAAGGAAGUCUAUAUCAAUGAAGAAGGCAAAAUUAUGGAAAGAUAUUUUUGGCUUUCUCACUUUUGCUUUUCUUGGAAGAAAUUUUGGAAAUUAGGAACCAUUGUCAAAGAAGCAGAAGAAUUUAUGUCAAGUUGCGCUCCAGAUAGUGAGAGCUUAAGCAGAGCACGUUGUUUAGAUUACCUAUCGCGUGUGUACGAGUACUAUGACAAUAUUCAGUCUAUUUAUAAGGCUGUGAAGUACCGGAAGUACAUGACAUUAAGAGAAGAUUUGAUUAACAAAUCUGUAAACAUUUAUGAACGAGUACUAGGAGCAGGCGUCUCCUCGUGCUCAGAAUACUGUGCAUUACUCGCCAAGUCUGCAAUACUUAAAUUAGAGACAAACCCAACUGAAGCAAGAACACAACUUGAGAAAGCUCUUGAAUACUGCAAUCAAAAUGGCGAUAAGUUUAACCAUAGCUGGAUAGCUGCUCGUAAGAAACAUUUGUUUGACAAUUCAACUUGGUGGCGGAAGUUGUGUUAUGGUAUUGGAAAUUUAAAAAAGGGACGUCUAGUGUGGGCCGAGCAUAUUAACAUUUGUGAUGACGUCUUGGAAGAUUGUAGUAGUGGAAGAAUUUCACCAUCACCUCGAAUGAUAGCCCCGAUCAAGAGAAAAAGGACUUAUAUG